This is a messenger RNA of Nycticebus coucang (slow loris), 696 nucleotides long. RefSeq names its product UMP-CMP kinase-like. Gene Ontology annotation, cellular component: cytoplasm; nucleus. The transcript is spliced from 2 exons. Gene Ontology annotation, molecular function: UMP kinase activity; ATP binding. Lineage: Eukaryota; Metazoa; Chordata; Mammalia; Primates; Lorisidae. Gene Ontology annotation, biological process: UDP biosynthetic process; CDP biosynthetic process; 'de novo' pyrimidine nucleobase biosynthetic process. The coding region runs from base 1 to 606 and encodes 201 amino acids. The record is from RefSeq and is a predicted model, not a curated record.
AUGCAUGUUACUGCCCUUGAAGAGCUUCUCAGGCAACAAGAUGUGGAGGUGGAAGACAGUGAUAUUGAUGAUCCUGACUUUGUUUCACAGAAACAUGGCUACACACACCUUUCUGCAGGAGAACUUCUUCGUGAUGAGAGGAAGAAUCCAGAUUCACAAUAUGGUGAACUGAUUGAAAAGUACAUUAAAGACGGAAAGAUUGUGCCAGUUGAGAUAACCAUCAGUUUAUCAAAGAGGGAAAUGGAUAAGACGAUGGCUGUCAGUGCUCAGAAGAAUAAAUUCUUGAUUGAUGGGUUUCCAAGAAAUGAAGACAAUCUUCAAGGUUGGAACAAGACCAUGGAUGGGAAGGCAGAUGUAUCUUUCGUUCUGUUUUUUGACUGUGAUAAUGAGAUCUGUAUUGAACGAUGUCUUGAGAGGGGAAAGAGUAGUGGUAGGAGUGAUGACAACAGAGAGAGCUUGGAAAAGAGAAUCCAGACCUAUCUUCAGUCAACAAAGCCAAUUAUUGACUUAUAUGAAGAAAUAGGGAAAGUCAGGAAAAUAGAUGCUUCUAAAUCUGUUGAUGAAUUUUUUGAUGAAGUUGUGAAGGUUUUUGACAAGGAAGCCUAAUUAAUUCUAAGCCUGAAAACAUCCUUAAAAUCAUGCUUGAAUAUUGCUUUGAUAGCUGCUAUCACACCCCUUUUUAAGACAAUUUUUUUU